Molecule: messenger RNA, 3013 nt
Organism: Schistosoma rodhaini
Lineage: Eukaryota; Metazoa; Platyhelminthes; Trematoda; Strigeidida; Schistosomatidae
Source: the annotation of a GenBank genome assembly
AUGCAGACUAUAAUUGUUCUAUUUGCCUUAUUCUUAAUUAACACCUUCAAAUGUGCAGAAUCUUACCCUCAGUGUUCAAAUAUUACCAAUGUGCAACGUUUAGAUUGUUAUCCAAAUAUUGGUUCUAAUGAAGGUGUAUGCAUUGAAAGAGGAUGUUGUUGGGUGCCUGAAAAUGAACAUGAUGGAUUACCUUACUGUUAUUUUCCAAAAGAUUAUUCUGCAUAUAUUGUGGUAUCAGCUGAGAAAACUAAACAUGGCUUUAUUGGACAAUUGAGCAAACCUAAUCCAACCUAUUAUCCAGAUGAAAUAAAAAGUAUUGCCGUUGAAAUUAGAGAGGAGACUUCCACUAGACUUCGUAUACGAUUUACUGUACCUUCGCAGCCAGACAGAUGGGAACCAACUAUUCCAUUGGGAAAGGUGGAUGAUACUCGCGUAAAAGAUGUUCAAUACAAAGUUGACAUGGAGAAAUCACCCUUUGGAUUAAAGAUUACGAGAAAUACUGAAGAGCAAGAUGUACUUUUGGAUUCAACUGGACAGUUGGCUAGUUCGCUUAUAUUUUCAAAUCAGUUUUUGCAGAUUUCAUUUCGUGUGAAUGCUCAAGUAAGCUUUGGUCCUGGAGAAAUAGAGCAAAAAUAUCCAAACACCUUCGAUACAUGGAUGCGUGCAGCUCUUUGGGGUCACGACGGGAAUCCACAGUCGUAUGCGAAUCUAUAUGGAACUCACAAUUUCUUCAUGGGUUUAAAGUAUGAUGGCACAGCAUUUGGAAUCUUCUUUUUAAACAGCAACGCUCAAGAAGUAGCAAUAACACCUCUACCAGCAAUCACAUAUAGAACUAUUGGUGGCAUUUUAGAUUUCUUUGUAUUCACUGGACCGAAACCACUAGACGUGAUAAAUCAAUAUUAUGGUCUUAUCGGUCAUCCACCGAUACCCCCAUAUUGGUCACUCGGAUUUCAUAUCUGUAGAUAUGGAAUGAAAAAUCUGGAUGAAGCUAAAGAAGUCCUCAAGCGAAAUGUGGAUGCUGGGAUUCCGAUAGAUGCUCAGUGGUUUGACAUUGAUUAUAUGGAUGCAUACAAAAUUUGGUCAGUGGACACAAAACGAUUUGGUGGAAUAGAUGUUUAUGUUAGGGAUAUUUUACGUGAGAAGUACAGUAUGAGAACAGUGUUGAUCGUAGAUCCAGCUGUCAGCACGAAAGGUGGUACUGGAUAUCGUCCAUAUGAGGAUGGUAUGAGACACGGUAUUUUCAUUAAUGACAGUCGAACUGGGACACCGAUUCUAGGUACCGUGUGGCCAGGUGAAACAGUUUUCCCAGAUUUCUCACACCCAUCUGCUGAGGAUUGGUGGUUCAAAUCGGCAUCUGAUUUUCACAAGGUGAUCAACUUCCACGGUUUGUGGAUAGACAUGAACGAACCAGCCAAUUUCAAUGGUGGAUCACUCAGUGGUUGUCCAUCAUCAAAUACGCUUGACAAUCCUCCUUAUGUCCCAAAAAUUCUCGGAAACUCUUUAUACGAUAAAACGAUCUGUCCAUCGGCCUUACAUUACAACACAACACACUAUAAUAUGCAUAAUAUAUAUGGUUACGAUGAAGCACGUGUAACCCACAAUGUAUUGACUCGAAUGUUUCCUGAUAAACGACCAUUCAUAUUGACGCGUUCAAGUUUUGCUGGUUCAGGUUUGUAUGCCGCUCACUGGACAGGAGAUGUUUUAUCGAAUUGGGAUAGUUUGAAAACUUCUGUGGCUCAAAUUAUUAACUUUAAUAUGUUUGGUAUUCCGAUGGUUGGUGCUGAUAUAUGUGGAUUUACAGGAAAUACAACAGAGGAACUGUGUAUCCGGUGGAGUCAGUUAGGUGCAUUUUAUCCAUUUGCUCGGAAUCACAAUGAAGAUGAGGCUAUGGAUCAAGACCCUGCAUAUUGGAGUAAAGAAGCUACUGAGGCAAUCAAAGAAUCCUUGAAGUUAAGAUACCACCUACUGCCGUAUAUAUACACAUUAUUCUACAGAUCAUACUUAAAUGGAACAACUGUGGCUCGUGCCCUCGCAUUCGAGUUCCCUGAAGAUUUAGCCACACAUAAAGUCAAUGCACAAUUCAUGCUCGGAUCGUGCAUCUUAAUCACUCCAGUGCUCGAUGAGGGUCGUACAUUCGUUGAGGGUUACGUUCCGUCAGGAGAAUGGAUUAACCUAUCCACUGGCAAACGGUAUUUCAGUCGAGGUACUUGGAAAUAUUUCGAUGCUCCUUUGAAUGUCAUUCCGAUUUCCGUCCGUUGUGGCUGUAUAAUUCCAAUGCAAGUUUCUGCUGAAACAACAGAUAUCGCUCGUAAGAAAGGAUUCGGUUUAUUUGUGAUCUUGUCUUCAACUGAUGAUGGAAGUGAUGCUGCUGGUCAGAGGAUCACAGCAUCAGGUGAAUUAUUCUGGGACAAUGGAGAUGAUGCUAAUUUAAAUUAUGUACACGCGAAAUUUGAAGUUCGUGAUCGUACUUUAACAGUGAUUUCUACACCUUCGAGUGUUGAAAGCUUAAAGAAAGUUGAUUUGAAAGAACUAGAUGUUAAGACUAUUCUUAUAGUUGGUUUCAUUAUAAAGCCUACAGAAAUUCUUGUAAACAAUAAACCGGUAGAUUUUAUGUUUGACAAUGACUUAGAAACUUGUCAAAUUAAAAAUCAAUCGCUUUUAACUUUAAGUAAACAAUUUAUAAUCAAAUGGAAAUUUUGAUUAUCUUUCACAAUUUCUUUUUACAUUGCUCAUUAUCAUUCAGAUUAUUUUAAAAAGACUAUGUUAUUUCGGUACCAGGAGGUAUACAGAUAAUUACACUCCAUUUUAGAAUAUAACUUCCAUUAAGUGAACCCAUUAAUUCUUUUAUUACUGUUGUAUAGUCAUUGAAAUUUCUUGUUUGUUUAUUGAUUUACUUUUUUAAUCACUAUUGCCUUGUUUUCUUUUAAGUAAUUUAUUUUUUGGCAAUGAUAUUGAUUGUUUGUUAAAUUAAUUUUUAGUUAUUUAUAUGCUGAAUUAAAUUGGUUCUUUUGAG